Anopheles marshallii is the source of this 10647-nucleotide messenger RNA. RefSeq names its product titin (gene Sdb). The coding region runs from base 1 to 10647 and encodes 3548 amino acids. The transcript is spliced from 11 exons. Gene Ontology annotation, cellular component: axonemal microtubule; sperm flagellum; centriole. The record is from RefSeq and is a predicted model, not a curated record. NCBI's taxonomy places the organism in Eukaryota, Metazoa, Arthropoda, Insecta, Diptera, Culicidae. Gene Ontology annotation, biological process: microtubule anchoring. Gene Ontology annotation, molecular function: microtubule binding.
AUGGGAUUGAAUAAUCGGGAUAAGCAGACGAAGCUGAAAACUCAGAGUCUGCUAGACUCGGAGCGUACCGGACAGCAGACGGUGACAACGGUGACCGUGGAUCACGGUACGGUUGCGAUGCCACUGGAAACGAUGGCCGUCAGCUCAUCGACGAACAGCAGUUCCACGUUCCAGCAAUCGUCCACGUCGUCGUCCACGACGAAGAUGCAGUCCAGCGCGGAUAAAUUCCAAAAGUCCACCACCGAAGGUCGUGCGAGUGAAGUGCGUGAACGAAGCUCCAAAACAGAUGGACAAAAGUUCAGCUCCGUCAGCAGUAUGCGUAGUGAGGCGAGCAAGUCGAAACAGAUCGAUAACAUCAUCGAAGAGAUACAUCAUAUCGCGAGUGAUACGAUCGGUACGACGGCAUUGAUUGGUGCAUCGGCCGGACUGGAGCUACCAGCGAAGGUAACACAGAAAACCGUGCGGGUGGGCGGUGGUGCCAGUGAACGGAAGGAAUCGUUCGUCAGUGACAGUGUGGCCGGAGGUCGUACCACCGUGUCGAGUGUGUCCGGUGACGCUAGUCACCAAGUGAUAUCGGCCAUCGGUCCCAGCAAGAUCGAGAUCUCGAAAAUGGCUCUUGAUAGCAGUGCGCUAAGCAGUGUUACCAGCAGCACUAGCAGCAAAGUCAUGCAAAGUAGCAGUGCCAUAGAGAAGAAAGAACAACACCAGCAGUCAUCACACAGUGCGGUGCAUAGUGAGCAGAGUGUGUCCGAAUCCAGUGCAAUCUCCAGUUCGCAAACGACUGAGUCCAAGUCGAGCAAAAGCACCCGCACGUCUGCUACCAGCUCUAGCCAAUCAAUGUCCACCGCUCAGAGCAAGACGGCCCAGUCCGUAUCGGAAACAUUCCAAUCGUCCGCGCUUGGUGAAAACGUGAAGUCUUCGAUGUCUACCGGUGCUGGGCGACAGAACGGUGUGCUGUCCGUCGAUGGAAAGCAGCCAUCGGCCGUACAACGCCUGCCCGAUCAUUCCACGUUCGAUCAGAAAUCAUUCCAGCUCGUGGAUGCAGACGGCAAGACUCGCCAGCAAGUUGACAGCCAAAGUUUCUCUACGGCUCAGAGUCAAGCACCGACGACCAAAAUCUCGUACGAUGCGGCCGGCAAUCAGAUCACAAGCACAUCUGCUUCGUAUCAGGCUGCGCAGGGCUACAGUACGUCGUCUUUCCAAAGUUCCGGAGGUGUUGACUUAAAACCGUCAACGGGGAAGCUUGGGGACAAGGAUGGAAAACCUCGUCAGCUUGUCGGCGGCCAAAGCCAGACGAUGUACGAUGCUGCAGGCAAUCUGCUCACGAGCACCUCGUCAUCGUAUCAAGCUGCACAAGGUUACAGUUCCUCGUCUUUCCAUACUACCGAAGGUGUCGAGCAAAAGUCAUCCCACGACAUCAUGUCGAGUUCAUCCACAAAACGGGCACAAAAUGUAACCUCCUCCAAGGGCGGGAUGUCCUCUACGGCUAAGGAUUCAGUUAUCGAUUCAACGACACUGGACAACUAUUCCGUGCAGCAUGAUUCCGCAACUGGACAGCAUUCCAACAAUAUGCUCAUGAAAACCGAAUCUGCCCAUACGGUAGCAAGUCUAUCGUCGGCGCACGACUCACUAGCCAAUACCAUCCAGAGCACACAGCUGAUCACGGAAUCGGCCAGCCAGGCUGAACAACGGCAGCAACAUUCCGAAUCGACGAAAACGAUCGAAACGGCCUCGCACUACGCUCAAAUGGACGAAGAAAGCCGCUCCCGCCGGAAGACGUCGGAGUAUCGUGAACAGCGCGAGUCUAAUGCCGCCAUUCUGAAGCGCAAGAUCUACGACGAGCAUGGCCGUCGAUUGAACUUGAUUGAUGAGAAAAUUGUGCCGAAAGACAUCGUGACGGCUGAUCUGCAAGACGAUGUAACGAACGUCACUAAGACUUCGUUUGAGGCGAAAAUUUUCAACCCCAAGCUCAAGCGUUGGGAGCUGGUCGAUCAAAAGACGAUCCUUGAGAAGGAUGUAACUACCGACAUACCGGUGGAGAUCGUACAGGAGCUCGAGGUGGAGCGACCGGAACUGGCCAACAUUACCACCACGAUUCAAAUGACGAAGGUCUACGAUGCGAAAACCAAACAAUGGAAAACGAUCGAUCAGAAGAAGCAUAUCGAUGUGCUGGAAAAGAUCACCUUCCUCGAGGAGAGUUCCGGACGCUCGGAGUUGGAUGAAUCGGAACGAACCAAAAACCUUAAAUCCAUGGAUAUGGUGGAUCGAGUGACGAUCAAGGAAGUAAGCGAUUUGAGUGAUGAAAAACGAACCCAGACCAGCAAAAGCACCAAGCGCAAGGACGAACAAACCAUACAGGAGCAGUGCAUCUGUGAAAUCUGUACCUGUGGGCGUCAUAAUUGCUACAACUGCGGUGGAGGAAAUACAACGACUCAAACCAAAUCAUCAAAGUACUCUGCCAUGAGCAAUUCGGAAAAUUUUUACCAUCAAGAAAAUUUCACAUCGGAGCUCAGUGCGCAAAAGUCUUCCGGACGCAGAGGAACAUGGACUAUAGAAGAUGCAGAAGAUCAUUUAAAUCGCCGAGAAUCGUAUACAAUUGAACGAAGUAGUACCACGCAGGAAGCAUCUGAUCGAAGACUAACAUGGACUAAAGAAGAUUUUGAAAAACUUGAUAUCGCAAAGCUGAAAGCCGAUUAUGUGCGACCGAAGCCUAUCAAGCAUGAAGAUAACCUUAAACCAGAGGGAGAUUUUAUGGUACCCGAGCGAGUGGGUUAUGUCCCAGGGGAACGAGUAAAACCUAUAAGACAUGAUGAUAACCUACGUCCCGAGGGCGAGUUCUCUACUCCAGAAAAGUUGCAGUACAGACCGGCCGAACGUCCGAAGCAAAUCAAACCGGAGGACAAUCUACGUACCGAGGGAGCGUUCCAGUCUCCCGAGCGUCCGGAAUAUCGCCCUGGAGAGCGUCCUAAGCCGGUGCGUCAUGAUGAUAACCUACGUCCAGAGGGAGACUUCGAACGUCCUGAGAAGGCGCCAUUCCGACCGGCCGAGCGUCCGAAGCAGAUUCGGCCCGAAGAUAAUCUCAGACCUGAAGGAGAUUUCCAGAAGCCUGAGAAGCCUCAGUACAGACCAUCUGAGCGUCCGAAACAAAUCAAACCGGAGGACAAUCUUCGUCCUGAAGGGGAGUUCCAGUCGCCUGAACGUCCGGAAUAUCGCCCUGGAGAGCGUCCUAAGCCAGUGCGUCAUGAUGAUAACCUUCGUCCGGAAGGAGACUUCGAACGUCCAGAAAAGUCUCCGUUCAGACCAGCCGAGCGUCCGAAGCAGAUUAAGCCCGAAGAUAACCUUCGCACUGAGGGAGAGUUCCAGACUCCAGAGCGUCCGGAAUAUCGCCCUGGAGAGCGUCCUAAGCCGGUGCGUCAUGAUGAUAACCUUCGUCCGGAAGGAGACUUCGAACGUCCAGAAAAGUCUCCGUUCAGACCAGCCGAGCGUCCGAAGCAGGUUCGGCCAGAGGACAACCUAAGACCUGAAGGAGACUUCCAGAAGCCUGAGAAGCCUCAGUACAGACCGGCCGAGCGUCCGAAGCAAAUUAAGCCGGAGGACAAUCUUCGUCCUGAAGGAGAGUUCCAGUCUCCUGAACGUCCGGAAUAUCGCCCUGGAGAGCGUCCGAAGCCGGUGCGUCAUGAUGAUAACCUACGUCCGGAAGGCAACUUUGAACGUCCAGAGAAGACUCCGUUCCGACCGGCCGAGCGUCCGAAGCAGGUUAAACCGGAAGACAACCUUCGUCCGGAGGGCGAGUUUUCUACUCCAGAGAAGCCUCAAUACAGACCGGCCGAGCGUCCGAAGCAGGUACGACCCGAGGACAAUCUUCGUCCUGAAGGAAACUUCGAAACGCCGGAGAAACCUCAGUACAGACCAGCUGAGCGUCCAAAACAAGUACGGCCACACGAUAAUCUCAAACCAGAAGGCGAUUUCGAAAGACCUCAACCUACAAUUGUUGGAAAGGCUGAAAGAGCGCAAAUCGUUCGACAUGAAGAUAAUCUCUACAUGGAAGGCAACUUUGAACGCACCGAGAAAACGGUAUACAUUUCUGGUGAGCGACCGAGGCCCAUACGUCCCGAUGAUAACCUUCGUCCGGAAGGAGACUUCGAACGUCCCGAAAAGUCUCCGUUCAGACCAGCCGAGCGUCCGAAGCAGAUUAAGCCCGAAGAUAACCUUCGCACUGAGGGAGAGUUCCAGACUCCAGAGCGUCCGGAAUAUCGCCCUGGAGAGCGUCCUAAGCCGGUGCGUCAUGAUGAUAACCUUCGUCCGGAAGGAGACUUUGAACGUCCAGAAAAGUCUCCGUUCAGACCAGCCGAGCGUCCGAAACAGCAAAUUAAGCCGGAGGACAAUCUUCGUCCUGAAGGAGAGUUCCAGUCUCCUGAACGUCCGGAAUAUCGCCCUGGAGAGCGUCCGAAGCCGGUGCGUCAUGAUGAUAACCUACGUCCGGAAGGUAACUUUGAACGUCCAGAGAAGACUCCGUUCCGACCGGCCGAGCGUCCGAAGCAGGUUAAACCGGAAGACAACCUUCGUCCGGAGGGCGAGUUUUCUACUCCAGAGAAGCCUCAAUACAGACCGGCCGAGCGUCCGAAGCAGGUACGACCCGAGGAUAAUCUCAGACCUGAAGGAGACUUCGAAACGCCGGAGAAACCUCAGUACAGACCAGCUGAGCGUCCGAAACAAGUACGGCCACAAGAUAAUCUCAAACCAGAAGGCGAUUUCGAAAGACCUCAACCCACAAUUGUUGGAAAGGCUGAAAGAGCGCAAAUCGUUCGACAUGAAGAUAAUCUCUACAUGGAAGGCAACUUUGAACGCACCGAGAAAACGGUAUACAUUUCUGGUGAGCGACCGAGGCCCAUACGUCCCGAUGAUAACCUUCGUCCGGAAGGAGACUUCGAACGUCCCGAAAAGUCUCCGUUCAGACCAGCCGAGCGUCCGAAGCAGAUUAAGCCCGAAGAUAACCUUCGCACUGAGGGAGAGUUCCAGACUCCAGAGCGUCCGGAAUAUCGCCCUGGAGAGCGUCCUAAGCCGGUGCGUCAUGAUGAUAACCUUCGUCCAGAGGGAGACUUCGAACGUCCAGAAAAGUCUCCGUUCAGACCAGCCGAGCGUCCGAAGCAGGUUAAACCGGAAGACAACCUUCGUCCGGAGGGCGAGUUUUCUACUCCAGAGAAGCCUCAAUACAGACCGGCCGAGCGUCCGAAGCAGGUACGACCCGAGGACAAUCUUCGUCCUGAAGGAAACUUCGAAACGCCGGAGAAACCUCAGUACAGACCAGCUGAGCGUCCGAAACAAGUACGGCCACAAGAUAAUCUCAAACCAGAAGGCGAUUUCGAAAGACCUCAACCUACAAUUGUUGGAAAGGCUGAAAGAGCGCAAAUCGUUCGACAUGAAGAUAAUCUCUACAUGGAAGGCAACUUUGAACGCACCGAGAAAACGGUAUACAUUUCUGGUGAGCGACCGAGGCCCAUACGUCCCGAUGAUAACCUUCGUCCGGAAGGAGACUUCGAACGUCCCGAAAAGUCUCCAUUCCGACCGGCCGAGCGUCCGAAGCAGAUUAAGCCCGAAGAUAACCUUCGCACUGAGGGAGAGUUCCAGACUCCAGAGCGUCCGGAAUAUCGCCCUGGAGAGCGUCCUAAGCCGGUGCGUCAUGAUGAUAACCUUCGUCCGGAAGGAGACUUCGAACGUCCAGAAAAGUCUCCGUUCAGACCAGCCGAGCGUCCGAAGCAGGUUCGGCCAGAGGACAACCUAAGACCUGAAGGAGACUUCCAGAAGCCUGAGAAGCCCCAGUACAGACCGGCCGAGCGUCCGAAGCAAAUUAAGCCGGAGGACAAUCUUCGUCCUGAAGGAGAGUUCCAGUCUCCUGAACGUCCGGAAUAUCGCCCUGGAGAGCGUCCGAAGCCGGUGCGUCACGAUGAUAACCUACGUCCGGAAGGCAACUUUGAACGUCCAGAGAAGACUCCGUUCCGACCGGCCGAGCGUCCGAAGCAGGUUAAACCGGAAGACAACCUUCGUCCGGAGGGCGAGUUUUCUACUCCAGAGAAGCCUCAAUACAGACCGGCCGAGCGUCCGAAGCAGGUACGACCCGAGGACAAUCUUCGUCCUGAAGGAAACUUCGAAACGCCGGAGAAACCUCAGUACAGACCAGCUGAGCGUCCGAAACAAGUACGGCCACAAGAUAAUCUCAAACCAGAAGGCGAUUUCGAAAGACCUCAACCCACAAUUGUUGGAAAGGCUGAAAGAGCGCAAAUCGUUCGACAUGAAGAUAAUCUCUACAUGGAAGGCAACUUUGAACGCACCGAGAAAACGGUAUACAUUUCUGGUGAGCGACCGAGGCCCAUACGUCCCGAUGAUAACCUUCGUCCGGAAGGAGACUUCGAACGUCCCGAAAAGUCUCCAUUCCGACCGGCCGAGCGUCCGAAGCAGAUUAAGCCCGAAGAUAACCUUCGCACUGAGGGAGAGUUCCAGACUCCAGAGCGUCCGGAAUAUCGCCCUGGAGAGCGUCCUAAGCCGGUGCGUCAUGAUGAUAACCUUCGUCCGGAAGGAGACUUCGAACGUCCAGAAAAGUCUCCGUUCAGACCAGCCGAGCGUCCGAAGCAGGUUAAACCGGAAGACAACCUUCGUCCGGAGGGCGAGUUUUCUACUCCAGAGAAGCCUCAAUACAGACCGGCCGAGCGUCCGAAGCAGGUACGACCCGAGGACAAUCUUCGUCCUGAAGGAAACUUCGAAACGCCGGAGAAACCUCAGUACAGACCAGCUGAGCGUCCGAAACAAGUACGGCCACAAGAUAAUCUCAAACCAGAAGGCGAUUUCGAAAGACCUCAACCUACAAUUGUUGGAAAGGCUGAAAGAGCGCAAAUCGUUCGACAUGAAGAUAAUCUCUACAUGGAAGGCAACUUUGAACGCACCGAGAAAACGGUAUACAUUUCUGGUGAGCGACCAAGGCCCAUACGUCCCGAUGAUAACCUUCGUCCGGAAGGAGACUUCGAACGUCCCGAAAAGUCUCCGUUCAGACCAGCCGAGCGUCCGAAGCAGAUUAAGCCCGAAGAUAACCUUCGCACUGAGGGAGAGUUCCAGACUCCAGAGCGUCCGGAAUAUCGCCCUGGAGAGCGUCCUAAGCCGGUGCGUCAUGAUGAUAACCUUCGUCCGGAGGGAGACUUUGAACGUCCAGAAAAGUCUCCGUUCAGACCAGCCGAGCGUCCGAAGCAGGUUCGGCCAGAGGACAACCUAAGACCUGAAGGAGAGUUCGAGAAGCCUGAGAAGCCCCAGUACAGACCGGCCGAGCGUCCGAAGCAAAUUAAGCCGGAGGACAAUCUUCGUCCUGAAGGAGAGUUCCAGUCUCCUGAACGUCCGGAAUAUCGCCCUGGAGAGCGUCCGAAGCCCAUACGUCCCGAUGAUAACCUUCGUCCGGAAGGAGACUUCGAACGUCCCGAAAAGUCUCCGUUCAGACCAGCCGAGCGUCCGAAGCAGAUUAAGCCCGAAGAUAACCUUCGCACUGAGGGAGAGUUCCAGACUCCAGAGCGUCCGGAAUAUCGCCCUGGAGAGCGUCCUAAGCCGGUGCGUCAUGAUGAUAACCUACGUCCGGAAGGAGACUUCGAACGUCCCGAAAAGUCUCCGUUCAGACCAGCCGAGCGUCCGAAGCAAAUUCGUCCUGAGGAUAAUUUACGUUCGGAAGGCAGUUUCGAAAAGCCUGAGAAGCCUCAGUACCGUCCUGCAGAAAGACCAAAGCAAGUGAAACCACAGGAUAAUUUGAAGCCAGAAGGAGACUUUGACCGGCCCAAACCGAGCCCGGUAGGUAAACCAGAACGUGCCCAGAUUGUCAAGCAUGAAGAUAAUUUACGAGUAGAAGGAACCUUCGAAAGAGUAGAAAAAACGGUAUUUGUCGCAGGCGAACGUCCAAAACCGAUUAAGCCUGAUGAUAAUCUCCGCCCAGAAGGAGAUUUUGUGACUCCAGAGAAACAACAGUAUCGCCCAACAGACAGACCGAAACAAAUCAAACCUCAGGAUAAUCUUCGUCCGGAGGGAGACUUCGAACGUCCACAAAAAUCUCCGAUCGGACCCGGUGAGCGCCCCAAACCUAUUAGACAUGACGAUAACCUACGACCGGAGGGUUCAUUCGAACGGCCAGAGAAGGCUACUUUCAAACCGGGUGAGAGGCCCAAACAAAUACGGCCGGAGGAUAACUUGCGCACUGAGGGUGAGUUUGAAAAGCCAGAAAAGCCACAGUUCCGUCCGGCCGAGCGUCCGAAGCAGGUUAAGCCUCAAGAUAAUCUGCAAAUUGAAGGAGACUACAAUACAUUCAAGGAAUACAACGAACUGAAACAACGAAAGGAAGCCGUAUUGAAAGAGGUGCAAGAACCAACUAUCGCUGAUGGAACCGUGCUGGUGACCACACAAACUGUCACAACCAUCCUGAAGGGCGAAAAGAAACAACCAACCGGGCGACAAAUUACAACCAGUGAGGUACAUGAUCAUGCUACCCGGUCAGAAUCGGAAUCAUUCACGCACAGCCAGACACAACAGCAGCACCAUACCAGUGAGCAGGUUUCUAGUUCUACUGCCAUUAACCGAGCGCAGCGUAAUGAAGCUAGCAUCAACGAACGCGAUCGUACCACUUCGCAACGAUCCACGACGAAACAUACGCAAUCGAUUCAAGACGUUUCGGACCGAAAUGUUGCCGAAUCGGUAAUCAAUCAAAGCCAGCAUCACGCGGUCAAUGCGAAAACGGUUGUCAGCGGAAUGACACAGCAGCAAAGUCACAGCCAGAGUGUGAAAUCAUCAUCCUCCAGUUCGAAACUUCACCAGACAAGUUCCUCCAUGCAGCAACAUUCGUCUAAUAGCAGCAGCACUCAAGUGCACCAAGACUCCCGGCAUCAUUUACAGCACGGAGAUGCACACCACACGCAUACGAAUGGUACAAUUGCACCAUCUGAUGGUGGCCCUAAAGGAGUACAUCAUCACACGCGGGAGCAAGUAACAGGCUCUCAAGUUUCGUCUUCGAGCAGCAAGAUCGUCAUCGAUGGAAAGGUCGUGACAGACCAGUCGGCUUCCUCGAAGCAGGCCACCGAAAAGCUUGCGAUCGAUGGUGUAGUUGUGACGGAUAAAAGCUUCGUUGAAAGGCAGAAAACCGGAUUUGACGGUAUGGAAAGUAUUUCAAACGCCCACAGUACACAUGGCACCAGCAGCGUCCUUCACGAUGCGACCUCCAGUUCCAUUGGAAGUCGUGCGACCACAAAGUCGCACAGCCAAAUGCGCUCGUCGAACAAUAUCAUUCACGCCGAGGCCACGAACGGCCAUUCGAUGGGACAACGAAACGGUACCCAGACAACGUCCGCAGGUCGAACUUCAUCUGGUCAAACAACUGAGACACAAGUGAAGAAACUGAUUGGUGGAAAAUGGGUAACGAAGACGAUCAAGACGGAAAGUAAGGCUUUGGGUAGCGAUCAACAUCAGCACGGUUCAGAACAUGGGGCUAGUAAGCUGUCGGUGUCCGAUCAGGUGGAUCGCCACCAGCAUCACAGCAAGGUGUCGGGGGUGGAAAUGCACACGCACACUGCAUCCACCUCUAGUUCGGCAGUGAGCAAAUCUGAAUCGAGCAGCACUAUGAUUAGCGAUAAGGUUGUGCAGCGUGGAGUUCGUACGGGUGAAACAACAACCGCAUCCGCAGGAUCGCCGUCCGGACGUACGGGCGCUCGGGGCAGCUCCAGCAUAGUACUGGGAGAGUCAACAGUAGAUAGUAGCUCCUCGAAACGCCAGCAGACGAGCAGUACCACCAAGCUGAUCGGUGGCAAACUGGUGCACAUGGCCAAUUCCAACGACACCAACGCCUCCACCGGAGCGGUCAAAGCUUCCACACAGAACGCCUCGAACGCUCACCACUCUUCGCUGCAGGAACAUCUGUCAUCGCAGACAGCAUCCGCAACAUCCGCAUCGAACGUGAUGAAGUCCAGCAAAACGGAGUCGAGCAGCAGUCAUGCACAGUCACAACAGCACUACAACCGCAAGAACACGUUCGCAUCGUCAGAAAACGUCAACAACUCGAUCCUCUGCCGACCGGCACAAACUUCCACCGCGACCACGACACAGCACGCCGCCAACGGAGUGGCCGGAGGCAUGAGCGUAUCCGGCUCGAUCCAGCGCAAGAGUAUCUCCAACCUGAACGACAGUGCGAUGUACUCGACCACGAACCGCACCAGCUACAGUUCGCUGCACCGACGGGGCAAAGAAUCGGUCGAGUCAAGGAUGCAGGACUACUCGAAAACACUCGAAACCGGCACGAUCAGCAGCCGUACGGUUCGGGGCCAGCCCUGUCCACCGCCGACGCUGGCCGGUACGGGAUUGGCCGGCAGCAGUACUGUGACCACGAGCUCCAGCGCAUCGGCUGCGAAUCAGAAAUCGCUCCGUGAUUACCACUCCGCCAUGAACGUGACGCGCAGCUCGACGAAGGCGAAUGCAUCGAGCAUCUCGUUCGGCGAUGACAAGUUCCACGGAACCAGCUCCUACAAGGUGCAGUACAUCCAGCAACACGAAGGACGCAGUCCAGCCGCCGUACACGACAAUAUGAAGCUGUCGAAGGUCACGAAACAGCACACAUACUAUGUGCGGGACAAGCAGUAG